GGGGGCGGGGGGAGUGAGUGAGAUGGGAUGGGUAUAAGAAGGAGGUGUGGAGUCUAAGGAAGAGGCCCUGACUAGGAAGCUGGGUACUAGGAGAAGCCAUCAUGCACACCUCUACUGAAGCCAGGAUGGGCAUGAGGGUGGCACUGACAGGCUUUGCGGUCCUGAUGCUGCUCCAGAGCUGCUCUGCGUACAAGCUGGUCUGCUACUUCACCAGCUGGUCCCAGUACCGGGAAGGCGUUGGGAGCUUCUUACCAGACGCCAUUCAACCUUUCCUGUGCACCCACAUCAUCUACAGCUUUGCCAACAUCAGCAGCGACAACAUGAUUAGCACAUGGGAGUGGAAUGACGAGUCGAACUAUGACAAGCUGAAUAAACUGAAGACCAGAAACACCAACUUGAAGACCCUUCUGUCUGUUGGAGGGUGGAAAUUUGGUGCAAAAAGAUUUUCCGAGAUUGCCUCCAACACUGAGAGACGCACUGCUUUCGUCCGGUCGGUAGCCCCGUUCCUGCGUUCUUAUGGCUUUGAUGGGCUGGAUCUCGCCUGGCUCUACCCUGGCUUAAGAGACAAGCAGUAUUUCUCCACCCUGAUCAAGGAACUGAAUGCGGAAUUCACAAAGGAGGUCCAGCCAGGCAGAGAGAAACUCCUGCUCAGCGCAGCUUUGUCAGCAGGAAAGGUGGCCAUUGACACUGGCUAUGACAUCGCCCAGAUAACCCAACACCUGGAUUUUAUCAAUCUCAUGACCUACGAUUUCCAUGGAGUCUGGCGCCAAAUCACAGGCCAUCACAGCCCCCUCUUCCAAGGCCAGAAGGACACUAGGUUUGACAGAUACAGCAAUGUGAACUAUGCCGUGCAGUACAUGAUACGUCUGGGAGCCCAGGCCAGCAAGCUACUGAUGGGCAUCCCCACCUUUGGGAAGAGCUUCACUCUGUCAUCUUCUGAAAAUCAGUUGGGAGCUCCAAUCUCAGGGGAAGGAUUACCAGGCCGGUUCACCAAGGAGGCAGGGACCCUCGCCUACUACGAGAUAUGCGACUUCCUCAAAGGAGCUGAAGUACAACGACUCUCCAACCAGAAGGUUCCCUUCGCUACCAAGGGCAACCAGUGGGUGGGGUAUGAGGACAAGGAGAGUGUCAAAAACAAGGUUGGGUACCUGAAGGAGAAGAAGCUGGCAGGAGCCAUGGUGUGGGCACUGGAUUUGGAUGAUUUCCAGGGCACCUGUCAGCCGAAGGAAUUCUUCCCGCUCACCAACGCCAUCAAGGAUGCCCUGGCUUAGCUCCCCCUUUCCCAUAUGGUACCCCCCACCCUCUGGCCAGGAGUUUGAUCUCUUGCAAUGCUAAGUCCCCCAACUGGGCCUCAGUUUCCUUCUCAUGGCACCUGUGUAAGGGGCCACAGCAGGCUCAGCUAUGGAGAACAGGGAACUAGGGUAGGACGGUGGGGUUGUGAGAGUCACAGUGUGAGCAGAUACACAGCCCUGUUAAGGAAUGCAAUUUCUCAGACUCUAACCUCCCUUUACCCAGCCUGACCAAAGGACGCCACUUGGAUCAAGUAGGCAAAUAUCUUACAGGAUUCAGGAACCAUACUAAUUAUACCCUCUGCAAAGCCCAACUUGAAUCCUUCCCUUAGGAACUUAAUCGUCCCACUUCCCUUUCCCUAAUUCCACAGCUGUUCAAUAAAGCGCCAGAACCUAA
Mus caroli (Ryukyu mouse) is the source of this 1686-nucleotide messenger RNA. It is a transcript of the gene Chi3l1, whose product is annotated as chitinase 3 like 1. Gene Ontology annotation, molecular function: chitin binding. NCBI's taxonomy places the organism in Eukaryota, Metazoa, Chordata, Mammalia, Rodentia, Muridae. The record is from RefSeq and is a predicted model, not a curated record. Gene Ontology annotation, biological process: chitin catabolic process; carbohydrate metabolic process. Gene Ontology annotation, cellular component: extracellular region.